Rotaria sp. Silwood2 is the source of this 210-nucleotide messenger RNA. Lineage: Eukaryota; Metazoa; Rotifera; Eurotatoria; Philodinida; Philodinidae. The record is from the annotation of a GenBank genome assembly.
AUGUUUCGUUGUCGUGAUGGUCUUAGUCCAGAUUUACAUGCAUUUGAAAAAAUAAGACACAUUGCAAGAGCAACUGAUGUACCUGAUACAGGAUUAUUUUAUGGUCUUCUUUGGUCUAAUCCAGAUAAAGAUACAUCAAAAUGGAGAGAAAAUGAUCGUAGUAUAUCGUUUACAUUUGGUGCGGAAGUUGUUACACGAUUUUUAACGUGA